Messenger RNA from Ogataea polymorpha, 1322 nucleotides. RefSeq lists its product as uncharacterized. The record is from RefSeq and is a predicted model, not a curated record. The transcript has a single exon. NCBI's taxonomy places the organism in Eukaryota, Fungi, Ascomycota, Pichiomycetes, Pichiales, Pichiaceae. The coding region runs from base 1 to 765 and encodes 254 amino acids. Gene Ontology annotation, biological process: endoplasmic reticulum tubular network organization. Gene Ontology annotation, cellular component: endoplasmic reticulum tubular network.
AUGCUAUCGGUCUUCAGAUCCAAAGGCUUCGACGCCACCAAAUUCGAAAAAAGUCUGAAAAAUCUGUCGACCAAAAUCCUCAGCAAGGAAAAAGCACUUCACCGCUACAGAAACAACAAGUCGCACUACCAACGGGUUGCCGUUCUAUACUUGUUUGCCAUAUACUCCAGUUACGCAUUUUACCUGUAUCUGUCCGCAGAGAGGCUUUCCAGAGGCCAAUGGGUGCAUCUUGCCUUUCCUCCAGCACUGAUCGUUCUGGUAUACAUUUUCAUUGGCCGCUUCUACAACUACUUGAUAACCAACACCGAGCGCAAACUGGAAACACUCAAGGAACAGCAUCAAGAAAAAAUCGCAGAACUCAAGGAAAAAACAAAUUUUGACAAAACACACGAGUUGCUCAGCAGGUUCUCGAAUGGCGAGGACCUGAAGGAGCUCGAGACACAGGCACAGGAGAUUAAUAGACAGAAACAAGAGUAUUUGCAGCUGAUCAAGGACGGAAAAGCGCCCAGUCUCGAUUCUGCCUCCAAGGACACAAAAACGUUCUACGACCAGUUUUUCAACCUACUGCUCGGCAGCGACGAGCUGGGCCCGGAUAUGCGCUACGCGCUCAUUUGCAAGUCGUGUCUACAGCACAACGGCCUUGCUCCCAAGGGAAUGGAGGCAGCACAGGUGAAAUACGUGUGUCCCAAGUGCGGCACGCUCAACGGCGAGGAGUCAGCGCAGGACACAGCCAACCAGACAGAAAUAGUAGACAAGACUACCUAAUUUAAUCAGAUACCCACUCUAUCUAAGAAGUAAGAGACAUGAUGGCAUUGACCAUGUCUCCGUUGUGCUCUUUCAGGGCCUUCACAGCCUUGGCUCUGGAAACGUUGGUUUGCUCAACAAUGAUCUCGAUAUCGCCCGAGUCCAGACCGGUCUCGUCGACCUCCUCGUCGUCAUCCUCCGCAGGAGCAGUCUUGUCGGCCAAUGAGGCAGCCUGCAGGUCUGCAGUGAUGGACUCUGGGUCCUUUGGAGCGUCUCCUUCCUUAACGGCAGCAGCGGCCUGUUGGGCAGCCUCCUGAGCAGCAGCAGCCUCGGCGUAUCUCUUGUUCAGGUCCUCAACCUUGGCCUCUCCAAACACGACGUACGAGCCGGCGACAGAUCUGUACACUUCUGGGUUGUCAAUGGCCAGAAUGAAGUUGCCCUUCUUUCUGAAGGUGACUCUGGUGAUGCCCUUGACCUGCUUCAAACCCAGCUUCAGGAUCAUUUGUCUGGCCUUUUUCUCGUUCUUGGAUAGGACGUGGACCUCAGCUCCGUCUGGGAUUUGUUCUUCGACGAUUUCC